UGGGAGCUAGCACGCUUCCACACUAGUGAGUCCUGUUUGGAGUGGUUCGCGGCAAGUAUGGUGUCCCUUUCCAGCCAUCACCGGUACAUAUAUUUACUCCUUUGAACCUGUGCACUGACGCCAAGUAGUGUGGGGUGCAUGCUUUGCAGCAGGAGACUCUAAGGAACCGUUAGACUCAUACGAGGCGAUAAAGAAACUAGCCGGAAUCUGGCUUUGUAUGACAGUAGUCCAUGGAGCCUGGUGUACGGGAAAGUAAGUUCAACUCCCUACUACUAUUUCCCUAUUGUAAUACCAAACUCGGUGAUCUACACUACUCCCUGUACCAGAGAAAAUGCUUAAUCAUCCGGCUGCCGCCUUAACCCUACAUUAAUUCUUACAACCACAGUAACUAACUUAGCCUAAUUAGUGAUAUCAUAGACCGCCACGUUGACGCCGGCGUAGAACGCACCAAAUACCGUCCCCUCCCAUCGGGCCGAAUCUCAGUACAGGGAGCCUUACUCUCCUGCGCCCUCCUUACCGCCCUCGCCUCGGUGCUCACGCACUACUGUCUGGGAUGGGACACCCUAUUGCUGUCGAUCCCAAUGUACUUCCUCAACGCGAUAUACCCGUAUAUGAAGCAACUGAUCCCCUGGCCGCAACUAGUGCUCGCACCAGCGGUGGGUUGGACUUCGUUGAUCGGGUGGGCGGCCAUGGCCGGGAACCUCAACGAUCUGGAGAAGUGCAUUCCGCUGUUCCUAGCCACUAGCUGCUGGACGCUGUAUUAUGACACUUGUUACGGGUCUCAGGUAACUAGUCGCUUCUAUAUAUACAUACUGCCAAAGGUACUUGAAUGCCUAAGUAAUGAUGACAUCAACAGGACGCCGAAGAGGAUAAGAAAAUUGGCGUAAAGUCACUCCCACUCUGGCUGGGCACCAGCAUCCACCCAUUCCUGGCCUUCCUGGGGAUCCUCAUCAUCGGGCUUCUCUGUCUCUCUGCGCACGCGUCUAACGUCAGCUACAUUUUCUGGACCUUUGCUAUUGGCGUGUGGGCACUCCUCAUUCCGUACCAGAUUGCUCAGCUGGACCUCAAGGACCGAACCUCCGGUGGGAAGAUUUUCAGGCAGAAUAUCAAGUUUGGCAAGUACGUCACCUUGGUUGCAUUCGUUGAGCUGGCUUAUCAGAGUUUCUUUUCGAAAUUUUGAAAGAGGGAUGUGGUGAUGGUGCAGGCGGAGUAAGGAGGGGAAAGGUCUCGUAUGAGGGAAUUACGUUUAUAAGCCGGUGGGGGUGGGAAGUGGAGGCAAGGAGAGGGCUGGGUUGGAAUUGGAUAUAGAAUAUUGGGAGGUGGAUCCGGGGAAGGGGGUGGGUUGGAUCAUGGGAACGAAACAGUCACGAUAAGAGUAAAGCGAUCAUGUGGAUUGGAGGCUGAUCGAUUUUUUCUUUUUCCUUGCCUCUCUUCCUUUUACUUCUUUUUCCCCUCUGUCUCUCGCGUCUUUAUUCUGUUUUGCUCUUGGGGUGUAGGUUGUAUGGGACAUCACGGAUCAAAAUAAAUCGUUCAAGUGAAACUCUACGGUAUCAUACUAGAAGUCAGUGCCGGUACGUGCCUACAAGACACCAAAAUGCAUGCGCACGCGCUUGGGAAGCGAGAAAUUACUACGAGCAAAAAAAGGCGGUGACGAGGAGCCAUCCGCUCGGCUUAGGCUAAGAAGGUGUCGGUCCACUCGAGUAAGACAUAAAUUAGGAAGAGGCCAUGACUGAACCAUAGUCGCGAUUUCGCGAACCGGGUAACGGAUCAGCAUACCCCCCAACCUCGUCUACCCCCGAAGCUACUCGGGUGCACGGGUAGAAGUGCAAACUACGAGUAGAGGUGCAAGCCAGAGGUGGGAGCCAGGACUAGUCCAGCCCAGAGGGAUUGAGGAGGAGGUGAAGGAACUAAUUUGGUCAAAGGUUAACCAGACGUCGAUAGGGCCAGCCAUAAAACCAGGGCUCCGGCAUCUCGGCAGCGCUGUCAGCCCGACCCGGAAUCUCCAACCCACGAGGAUGUGAGGGAUGGAGAGGAGGAGGGCCCCACACCCUCGUCAAUCUGACAAGUCAUACUUCAGAAUACGCAUAGCACCGGUUCAGUGCUGAAGGGAGGAGGAAGGGUGAUGGGAGGGAACACUAUACCGGUGUUACCCAAAUCAGGAUCCCACGAGGGAGACAUGUCACCUACCCAGCAGUGUACAGUACGUCAAAAUGCUGUGAUACCAUGAACGUGUUUGUCCCUCUACAGAAUCGAUGCAUAGCGCUCAUCCGUGGCGCAUGCACAGUAUCAUUCGGCGACCAGAGCUGUGGAAUCCACAGUGGAGGCUUUUGGUAUCGUGGCCACCUGGGGCUUUUUCUUUUGCAGAGGGGAAAUAUGUGCGAGGUUGUGCCAGGUGGGGUGCAUGGCCGAGUGUAUUGAGAGGUUGAAAGAUGAGGAGAUGAUUAGUAUUAUAGCAAUAGCCACCAAUGUUUACUUCUUCCCUUGACGUAAAUACUAGAUUUGGCGUGCUGUAAUCGAAGUUGAAUC
Messenger RNA from Tuber aestivum (summer truffle), 2526 nucleotides. Lineage: Eukaryota; Fungi; Ascomycota; Pezizomycetes; Pezizales; Tuberaceae. The record is from the annotation of a GenBank genome assembly.